Podospora pseudopauciseta is the source of this 1392-nucleotide messenger RNA. RefSeq lists its product as uncharacterized. The coding region runs from base 1 to 1392 and encodes 463 amino acids. NCBI's taxonomy places the organism in Eukaryota, Fungi, Ascomycota, Sordariomycetes, Sordariales, Podosporaceae. The transcript has 2 exons. The record is from RefSeq and is a predicted model, not a curated record.
AUGCCCGGAAACGGCGAUGGAUCCUCUUUCGCCUUGAAGGGUGUCCUUGGGCUGGGGCCGGUAGAUCUCUCGCUCAACUUCACGAAUGGUAAUAAGAAGCCUCCGCCCAGGAAAGAUGACAAGACGACAGAGGACAAGAAGCCCGCAGGCCAAGAAGUUGCGAAUCAGCAAACAUGGUCUUUCGACGCUCAGCUUAUGAUUCCUGGAUCAACGACUACUCCUGCACCUCCAGAUGCAGUGACCCUCGGAGACCUGAUUGGAGGCGUCAUGGGCAAUGACUCCAAAGACUUGCUGCCACCUUCCGUGAACAACAUUCAGUUCAAAAGACCCAGGUCGCAAAAUCAGCUAUCCGUGAUCUUCGAAAAGCUUCUCCCAGAACAAAAGGAUGCAGCGGAUUCGGCAGCUGGGAAAGACCAGGCCCCCUUGCCCGCACAUUUUGUCUUCUCUAUGAUCCUCAACGUCUUUGGCUUCUCCUUUUCUUACACCCAAUGCCAAGAAAGCUCUGUCGCCACCGCUUCAUCUUCUGAGAAAGCGAAGCCAGCUCCCAAGCCAACCAAGCGAAUCGUGUCAGCUUCCCUCAACGACAUCCCAGACAUAGAUAUUCCUCUUAUCGGGGCUGUGCCGAAACCAGUCGAUCAGAUUCUGUAUCUCUGGGUUCAAGACACCGGCGAAACAACUGAGCCGAAAGCCACAGAUGACAAAAACCAGAAGGCUACGCUCAAGGGCUUGACAUAUGGAGAGGUUCAAGUCAUCAACAAGGUUCGUGGGUCCAAGGCCGCACCCCUCGUUUUCAAGAAAACACAGCAGGGGAAACUGGAGGACAGCACCGUCGUCCUGGCAGCUGGUCACCAUUUCCUGAUGACAGGCAAGGACGCACUGGGCAACACAACCGUCAUCCUUGACUAUGUCUUCGGCAGCACCUCAUCGCCAGCCUCCCCGCAGAAGCCAGUUUCUGGAAAGGAUUCAGAUACCCCUGUGCCAUCAACACCUGCUGUCAACGACGACGCAAACGCCAAACCUCCUGGCCUGGCCCCUUACAAGAAGUCAGCCGGCCCCCUGUCCAUUUCCUACAUUGGCUUCGGCUGGAAAGGCACUCUGAAAGAUGGCGCUCUGUCCAUUGUAUUCGAAGCUUCCGUCCUCGUCGGACCCAUCGGGUUUGCGCUUCUAGGGUUCAAGCUGGAAUUCCCCAUCACCGAAAUGACCAGCCUCCAGAACCUUCUAGCCCCCAAAGUAACCGUCGGCGGCCUCGCAGCUUCCUUCAGCAAGCCUCCUUUGACCAUCUCCGGUGCUUUCAUGCACAAGGUCGUCGAGGGCAACGACAUGUACGCGGAGCUCUCCUCAUCGGCUACAAUGUCUACCUCUUCCAAGCGGCUGGCUUCUACGGCGAAAUGA